AUGUUGCUUCUGCAAGCUCUGAGAUCACUCAUGAAGAUCUGUGUCAAGAGGCGGUCUGUGGUGACUUUCUUGGCUCUCUUCACCUUGUCUGUGGUCUUAAUCAACACCAUUCCCCUGUUUCCCACGGAGACAAUGACACUUCCCCCACGAGACCUGAAAACUGCUAAAACACCAGACAACUCUAACGGCACAAAGCCAUGUAAGCAGAAAUGCAUCCAGGGUGGAGGUGGCCAUGAGAGUGUGGCAGUGGGAGAGGUUGAGAAGACCCAGCAGACGGUCAGAGAGGUCUCAGGAGAAGAGACUGCACAUGAACAAAAUCCUGAAGGCUUCUGGAAGAGGAGUUCACAUUCUUUGGCUGAAAAAGAGAGCAUACUGAGAGACCAGAUGCGAGGAGAGAAGUCGGAUCUGUGCCAGAUAUCUCAUGACAAAUGGAACGAGAGCACACCUGAGUCCCUUCCCUGGUUAAGUGCAGAUGAUGUGAAGAAGAUGGCCCUCCUCUCAGGUGGCGUAGUCCUCAGCAAGGCCAGGAUUCCAGGACAUGGUCAGGUACUUCAGGUUGGCCUGGGGGCCGGAGAGACAGCGGCCGUGCCGGACCACAGGCAGCACUGUCAGUCAGGAUCAUGUGCUCUAAUCAAGCGGCCCAGUGAUUGGUUUGAGGUGCUGGCUUUUCACCUGGACAGGGUACUGGAACUGAACAGAAGCCUUCCCUCCAUGCUCAGGAACUUCAAAAGCAAACUGCUACCAUACAGGUAUAUCAGUGGUACCUCUAGACCAGUUGUGUGGUGGGAUCCUGACAUUCAACACCUGGCGGAGGUGGACAAUGACCAAAACUCCUUCUCCCUCUCCUGGCCACUGUACCAGAAGGUUCUGCAGAGCAGGUGUGGGGCCCGCGUGUCCCUGAAUGCCACACCAUGUGUGGGGGUACACCACUCUGAAUGGGGCCGCCUGGCACUGUUUGACUUCUUGCUGCAGGUGAAUGACCGUUUGGACCGCUACUGCUGUGGAUUCAGACCAGACCCCUCGGAUGUCUGCCUGGAGAAUAUGUUGCAUGUUAAAUGCAAAAGCCCUAAUGACCUUCUUCUUGUACAUAUCCUGGUGAGGAAGGCUGAUCCCUCCAGGCUGGUAUUUAUAGACAAUGCAGGUCGGCCACAUCACCCUCAUGACAACCUCAACUUUCGAUUAGUGGAGGGCAUUGAUGAGUUCCCUGAGCGAGCUGUGAGCAUCCUGCAGUCAGGCUGUCUGGAGAGCAUGCUCCUGAGGUCUCUGUCUGCGGACCGGGUGCUGUGGGAGAGCAGAGGAGGAGCAGAGGGCCUGAGGCCCAUCAUCCACACCAUUCAGCAGCGAGGGACAAUCCUGCUGCAGCACAUCCACAACAGGAGACUGAGACUCAACAAGGAUCUGUGACAGUGGUCAUGAGCAACAUGCAUGGUCUUUCCAAGGGCAGCCUUACACCAGAAUGUAUCCAGGCAUAAGAGAGCUAAGGAAUAGGUGCACACAGAGGUGAAUAGAAGACGCCAGGGGAGCAGGGAUUGUGUAAGCUGCUACAAAGUCAUCAGGGAUCUGCUAUAGCACACAGUGCUACCAACACAUAGGAAGCCUGUUACAGUUUUUCUCAGUCGCUUUGGUGCUUUUUGCA
Messenger RNA from Alosa alosa (allis shad), 1636 nucleotides. It is a transcript of the gene gask1a, whose product is annotated as golgi associated kinase 1A. The record is from RefSeq and is a predicted model, not a curated record. The transcript is spliced from 6 exons. Lineage: Eukaryota; Metazoa; Chordata; Actinopteri; Clupeiformes; Clupeidae. Gene Ontology annotation, cellular component: Golgi apparatus. Bases 1 to 1404 code for a protein of 467 amino acids.